GAGACGGUCGUGUGGAUACAAGCAAGCAGUCUGUGGUGCGACAUCCCAGUGAAGCUACGAAGUAAUAGGUGUACUCCUCUGCGCAGAGGAAUAAGCGUUAGUAGAUGGACGAACGUUAGACUGAGCUUGUGGAGCAGACUUGUAAUUUUAGACGGAUCCCUUAAAAGCAGGAGCUAGUGUCAAGAUGGUCAACGCAUUACGCACGAUGGUAGUCGGGAAAUUCUCUGUUCUUAAUAGGAUAUGUCCUGUGCUCUCUUCAUCACGAAAUUUUAUACCAUGGGCUCCUGUGCAGCUCUCAAGCGCGCGAUGCCGUGGCUUGUCUUCUGUGGCUGGAGUAGCCCCGUCAGUAGGCACAAUAGACUCUCGCACACAACCUCGGCCAUUCUCGGACAUUCCGGGACCCAGGUCAUGGCCGAUUUUGGGCACCUUGCCAACUGUGUUUACUGACCCAGCCUAUGACUCCUCUCGGCUUCCACGUUUCUGGGAAUCCUGCUUCAAGAAAUACGGUCGAAUUUUCAAGCUGCAUCAGCUCGGGCAGGGAGAUAUUGUAUUUAUAUGUGAUCCUCAAGACACUGAACAUCUUUUUAAAGAAAUGUUUGACAAUCCAGUCAGACCAUUUUUCUUCUCCAUUAAGAACGUUCGCUCUAACCACAAGAUCAAGUUUUUCAAGGAAAAUGGAGGUGGAAUAUUUGUUGAGCAAGGAGACAGCUGGUGGCGGGUGAGGAAACAGGUUCAGGUACACGCAAUGAAGUACAGGACUGUAGCUCAUUACCUUCCACAGGUCGACCAGGUGGCACAGGAGUUCGUCUCCAGGUCAGCCGGACAGCGGGACCAAAAGAAUGAACUUCCUGGUGACUUCGUACAGGAGAUGUUCAAGUGGGCGCUGGAGUCACUUAGUCUGGUGGCUCUCAAUCAACGAAUUGGAUGCCUGGAGAACAGCAAGGAAGGAUUGAAAAUCAUCAACUCAUCCAUCAACAUGAUGAGUGCAGUAGGUGACUGUGAGUUUGGUAUCCAAUUGUGGAGGUACUUCCCCACGACUGCACUGAGAAACAUGUGGAAGGCUCAUGAUGAACUUCUCGAAGUAAUUUUGGAGAAGGUGCACGAAGCUAAGAGGAACCUGGAAGCACGCGAACCUGGUGAUACUACAGAGUUGAACAUCCUGGAGUCUCUCAUCACAACCCCGGACCUCUCCUUUGAGGACGUUGUCACCUUCAUGGUCGACCUCUUCUUCGCUGGUAUAGACACGACAUCAAUGACGACGGUGUUUACCAUGUACUACCUGGCUCGGAACCCUGAGAAGCAGGCGCGGCUGCAGGAGGAACUUGACCAGGUGUUGGGCGAUGGUAGUCAACCUCUUACUACACACCAAAUGGCAAAGCUUUCUUAUCUUAAAGCCUGUGUGAGGGAAACUCUCAGAGUCAUGCCGAUAGUGCCAGCUGUAACUAGGAAACCAACGGAGGAUAUUACACUUCACGGCUACAGAGUCAAAGCUGGAACUUGGGUGUUCGUUAACGUUCAACAGUCUGGCAAGAAUGAAGAUUACUUCCCUCGGGCAUCAGAGUUCCUGCCUGAGCGAUGGCUGAGGAGCCAAGAAGACCCUCAGCCUAACCAGUUCGCUUCCAUCCCCUUCUCUAUAGGUACUCGCAUGUGUGUUGGCCGGAGAUUGGCCGAGCAGGAGAUUUACGUCCUUCUCGCACGACUGUUUUCGAAAUAUAACUUCGAGUACAAGUACGAUGAGUGGGAUCCCACAUUCAGGGUUCUUCAGAAUCCUGACAAACCUCAGAAGUUUACCAUGACAGAGCGUUGAUGAUCCUGUGUCCGUCUUCUUUUCUCUACGCCUUCACUUUUUUUUUUUUUGCAAUGUUAUAUGUUUUACCUUAAAAAUAUUAAUAUCUGGCUCACAGCAAGUUCCCAGUUAUCUUUUUUUUGGGCCUAUUUGUUUUGCAUUUGUUUUAUAAUAACAAAAAUGUUGUGACAACGUUUCGCUCUGUUUAGAGCGAAAAGAUGACAGAAUAAAACUUUCUUUUCUC
Messenger RNA from Cherax quadricarinatus, 2030 nucleotides. The record is from RefSeq and is a predicted model, not a curated record. NCBI's taxonomy places the organism in Eukaryota, Metazoa, Arthropoda, Malacostraca, Decapoda, Parastacidae.